UAGCUAAGCCCUUCUGUAUUCAAGCUGUCACAACUGCCCCUCUCUCUCUCUCUCUCUCUCUCCAGUCUCCACCAAUCCCAGAACCCAAAUCACUGAUUCUCUCGCCCUCUCCCCCGUUCGUAAAAAUCAUGUUGCUCUGCUCCACCUCCAGUUGCACCACGACUCCUUUCUUCUUCUUGUUCUUCUUCUUCCAUCUCCUCCUAGUUCUAACCACUUCGGCGCCAUGCCCAGGCAACGGCUCGAACGCGACGACGAUCUACGAAGCGCUGAAGGAGCACGAGCUGCCGAUGGGUCUGUUCCCCAAGGGAGUAACGGAUUUCGAGUUGGGCACGGACGGGCGGUUCUGGGUGCACCUUGAGCAAGCCUGCAACGCCAAGUUCGAGAGCGAGUUGCAUUACGACAGCAACGUCUCAGGGUCCCUCAGUUGCGGCAAGAUCGACUCCCUCACUGGUAUGGAGGCUCAGGAUCUCUUCCUUUGGUUCCCCGUCGUCAGCAUCCGCGUCGAUCUCCCCAGCUCCGGCAUCAUCUACUUCGAUGUCGGUGCUGCCUCCAAGAAAUUCAAACUAUCCCUCUUCGAAACCCCUCCCGACUGCGUUGCAGUUAAGCCUGAUAAUGGUCUGUCUGCAUCGUCUCUUCCCCGGGGCGAAUCUGGAAGGCCCUGGAAUCUUCUUGAUCAGGAACCUUCUGGAACAGAUGUUCUAUAGGCCUUGCUGAAACUAGUGAUGAAACAGUUCUCGCUGGAGAGAGUGUGAAUUAGCAGCUCCAAUUAUUUGGGCCUUCUGUCUUUGUUUCUGUUAGCUCCACAUAUAGUGCAGACUUGGUGGUAUAGCAUAAGCAACUUGUCUUGAGGACAAGUCUGCAAAAGAUUUUGUUGUAUGUUAAUUUUUGUGUUCUUAUAAUGAUAUAGCUUUAUUUGUUUCGGAGUUUA
Arachis stenosperma is the source of this 928-nucleotide messenger RNA. RefSeq lists its product as uncharacterized. The coding region runs from base 129 to 704 and encodes 191 amino acids. NCBI's taxonomy places the organism in Eukaryota, Viridiplantae, Streptophyta, Magnoliopsida, Fabales, Fabaceae. The record is from RefSeq and is a predicted model, not a curated record. The transcript has a single exon.